Coccinella septempunctata (seven-spotted ladybird) is the source of this 798-nucleotide messenger RNA. RefSeq names its product spore cortex-lytic enzyme-like. The record is from RefSeq and is a predicted model, not a curated record. Lineage: Eukaryota; Metazoa; Arthropoda; Insecta; Coleoptera; Coccinellidae. Gene Ontology annotation, molecular function: hydrolase activity. Bases 197 to 586 code for a protein of 129 amino acids. The transcript is spliced from 3 exons.
UCUUUACGAUUUCGGAGGGAUUCCCCGUCGGAAUAAUAACAAUAAAUAUUCAGCGUAUAUAUUCGUGUACAUUCAUUCAGCGUUGAGUGCUAAAAUAGCUGUUCUUGAGACGCCUUCUUUAUCAGAUAUAAAAUAGGCAAAAUUCAGUUAGUGCCACUAACAUAAUUCCAUACACAACAAGUGGAUUCAGGGCAAUAUGGGCGAUAGAGAAAUACUAGCCAAAACAGUUUAUGCUGAAGCUAGAGGAGAACCAGAGAAAGGAUGGGAGAGUGUAGCAUGGGUCAUCAAGAAUAGAGCGAAUGCCAAUCGUGAAUACUGGGGAGGAAGCAAUAUCGGAAAUGUUUGUCUUAAGGACAGGCAGUUCGAGUGUUGGAACGGUAAAAAAGAUAUUCAUAUCGAUGACCCUGCAACUUACGCAAGAAUCAAGAGGAUGACUGAUAGAAUAUUUGAUGAACCAAUGAGGAACGAUCCUACAGGAGGAUGUGAUCAUUAUAACAACCCCAAGAAAGAGGGAUACCCUGCCUGGACAAGAAACUGCGAUCGUGUAAUGAAAGUUGGAAACCAUGUUUUCUACAAGCAGAAAUGAAUUAUCAACUCUGGAAAACCCAUGGUGUAAAAUCUAACAGAGGAGGAGGUGAAAUCUGAUACACUGUAUAUAGAGUAUCAGAUUUCAUCUCAUCUCUGUUUGAAAUUAUAUUUCGUGAAUGUAUCAAAUAAUGAAUAUAUAUUGAGUUGAUAACGAAUUUGGUAGUAUAAAUAUUUUGAUGUUAAAAUAUAUAGAUUAUCUAUUCCAUACCA